This is a messenger RNA of Miscanthus lutarioriparius, 651 nucleotides long. Lineage: Eukaryota; Viridiplantae; Streptophyta; Magnoliopsida; Poales; Poaceae. The record is from the annotation of a GenBank genome assembly.
AUGCCAAGCAACGCCAGCCUUAUCCUCUCCCCCAGGACCCGUCAAAGCACGUCCGUUGGCGUCUCACCGCAUCCAUCCGCCUCGCAGCCUCCGCCUGCUCUUCCUCUCCCCCGUCUACGAGCUCCACCGCCGGCGCCCUCCGGCGGUCUCACCGCAUCCGUGCGCACCGUCGCGGCACUCCGCCCCGCCUUCGGCCAGCUGCGACGACACCCUGGUGGAGCGCCCCCCCACCUGCACCCUCCCCAGGACGCGCGGCGCGGACCGCAGGGCGCCGCUGCGCCACGCCGCACCAACGCCGCUGUGGCGCGCCAUGGCCCCGCAACAGCGCCCGUCCGCCUCCGUCCACCUCCCUCAUGGCGCUUCAUCCUCGCGCACUCCCGCAGCAGCGACGGCAGCGCGUACGGCCGCGUCCGCAGCCCGCUGGCGCAGGGAGGCACCAAGCGCCCUCCGCGGUCGCCCAGUGAGAUGGGGGCAGCAGGGCCCCUCCCUCUCGCUAAUAGUACCCACCUCCUCCUGCAUCAUGUGACAGGCACGCCAUACCUAAAUUUAGGUUUUCCUGAUGAUAGCAUCAAUUGCAUCGGCCAGCGUGCUGUCUACUGUGCUAUGGCACAUGACAUCGGUCUAUGCAUGGAUGCUGUAGAAUAUUUUUAG